Microtus oregoni (creeping vole) is the source of this 726-nucleotide messenger RNA. RefSeq names its product intraflagellar transport protein 172 homolog. The transcript is spliced from 8 exons. Gene Ontology annotation, cellular component: axoneme; ciliary basal body; intraciliary transport particle B. Lineage: Eukaryota; Metazoa; Chordata; Mammalia; Rodentia; Cricetidae. The record is from RefSeq and is a predicted model, not a curated record. Bases 1 to 726 code for a protein of 241 amino acids. Gene Ontology annotation, biological process: intraciliary transport.
AUGGAACAUCUCCUAUCUCCCAGGUCCAGUGGCUGGCGCCGUCGCAGCUUGGCGGUUUGUGCAUGUAACCGCGGGAGUCCUCUCGGUCAACAGUCAACGGUCAACGGUCAUCCGAGACCUGUGUGCGUCCUGCAGUUGAAGCACCUGAGGACCCUGCUGAGCCCUCAGGGCACCCUCUGUGGUGGGGUGGAACAGUUUGACUGCUGCCUCCGAAGGAGUAUUUACAAGAACAAGUUUGAGCUGACGUAUGUGGGACCCAGCCAGGUGAUAGUGAAGAACCUGUCUUCAGGGACCAGGGUGGUGCUCAAGUCCCACUAUGGCUAUGAGGUAGAAGAGGUGAAGAUCCUGGGGAAGGAACGGUACUUGGUGGCUCACACAUCGGACACGCUGCUGCUCAGAGACUUGAACACCAAUCGCCUCAGUGAGAUAGCCUGGCAGGGAUCUGGUGGCAAUGAGAAAUAUUUCUUUGAAAAUGAGAAUGUGUGCAUGAUCUUCAGUGCUGGAGAGCUUACCCUGGUGGAAUAUGGGAGUAAUGACUCCUUGGGUUCUGUACACACUGAAUUCAUGAACCCUCACCUCAUCAGCAUCCGUAUCAACAAGAGGUGCCAGCGAGGAAUGGAAGAUAAUAAGAAACUGGCUUAUCUUGUUGAUAUUAAGACUAUUGCUAUAGUGAACGAAGACAGCACCUAUGUCAGAGGGAAGCACUCAUCCUUCCCUGCCACAUAA